Molecule: messenger RNA, 1421 nt
Organism: Pisolithus orientalis
Lineage: Eukaryota; Fungi; Basidiomycota; Agaricomycetes; Boletales; Pisolithaceae
Exons: 12
Coding region: 1-1041 (346 amino acids)
Cellular component (GO): membrane
Source: RefSeq, a predicted model, not a curated record
AUGAUGCAGUGGAGAGAGUAUCAUAGCACCAUCCAAGGGAACAUUGUCGGAUGCGUGCGCAGCAAUAUCGGUCUUCUACUCGUCAUGCUCUCGCAGGUGUUCUUUUCGUUCAUGAACGUCGCCGUCAAAGUAUUGAACCAGUUAGACCCACCGGUUCCCGCGUUUGAGCUUGUGAUCGUUCGCAUGGCUAUCACGUUCAUUUGCUGCGAGAUAUACAUGAUUGCCGCAAGGAUUCCGGAUCCGUUUCUUGGACCGAAGGAAGUUAGGCCGCUCUUGGUGUGUCGAGGCGUUGCUGGAUUUUUCGGGCUCUUUGGCAUUUAUUAUGCACUCCAAUACCUCUCGCUGGGAGACGUCACUGUCCUGACUUUUGUCGGGCCUAUAUUCACGGGAAUAGCAGGUCGUCUGUUUCUAGGGGAAACCUAUUCAAAAAGGGAGGCUAGGUAUUUGCUUGUUUCACUUACAGUCAGCUGUGGUGCAGUUUGCAGUCUCUUUGAUCCAGAACUCGAGGAACCUACAGUAUAUGCUAGCGCGGGAGACAGGUUCCGUGCCACCUUGGUGCUAGUGAUGGGUAUAACAAUAGCCGCAUUCGCAAUGAUUGCGAUUCGCGCCAUCGGAACACGAGCACACGCAAUGCACUCAAUGGCUUACUUCUCCUUGUGGAGUGUCAUAGUGUCGACAUUUGGGGAAUUUAUGGUAUACCCAACGCAGUGGGAGUGGAGUGCACUGCUGUUAUUGAUAGGUGUGUUUGGUUUCAUUGCACAGAUGUGCUUGACAAUGGGACUUCAGCGCGAGACCGCCGCUCGUGGAACGAUGGGAGUCUACGUCCAGGUGAUCUUUGCUAAUGUAUUAGAGAUUAUCUUUUUCAAGACCGUGCCAAGUUUCUUGUCACUCCUUGGGACCGGGAUUAUCAUGACUUGUGCGAUUUACAUUGUAUUUACCAAGCAGAAGCAAGGUCAAGAGCCCAAUGUGGCUCUCGAAUCAGGGGAGCCCUCACUCGAGGAAGGCUUGUUGACGCACAGAGACUCAGUGUCUGAAGAAUGACCGAUAAAGAUGGAGGAGAGAGAGCGAGAACCCUAAUUUUUUAUCACUGAAUGCAAUGGACAUCCGGUCAUGUAUGUUUUCCAAGGGCGGCCUGCGCGAGAUGCAGGCACACCAUCACGAGUUCACCCGCCCAAGUACCCACGUAGAGUAUGGUAAAUGGAACUACCACAAGACUUACAAGCUGCAUGAAAAGAUUCGCAUCAUUCAAGCUGCGUACAAGUCUAACGGCACUCGCAAGUCUGCGAGUCGGGGAUAUUGAUUUCCAGCUGUGACGGUAUCAGGUUCCCGACUUCAAAGGAUGGACCGAUUGGGCCAAGGCUAGAGAUGUCCAAGCCCCCGGGACAUUUUUGGCAGAAGGGUAAAUAGUUCGCGCACACAUA